CGGAAGUACAACAUUUUGUAGGUUGGCGAAGGAGGUGCACUGUUUUUGUUAUGUAAACCUGAACGUUGUUUAUCGUACAGAGUCCAUUACUGUUGCCGGCAAUCUUCCACGUCCGAUUCAUCAAAGAGGUUCAAGUGUACGCAGUGAGCAUUAGUCACAUCUACAGCUUGAGGUAGGACUUUACUUGCACUAGGGUAACAGGAGCCCAUUCUCAUCAAGAUGGCCGAAGCUGCUUUACACACCGAGACCACUUUCAAGAUUAGACAUGUACACAUCGAAUGCCCAAUCUGCCUGAGUCGGUUCAUCGAUCCGAAAAUCCUGGACUGUCUUCACAACUUCUGCUUAAAAUGUCUUCAGGAACUUAUAGACAAACAGGAUCCGAAGACGGAUAUUAUUAUUUGCCCAAUGUGUAAAAAAGAAACAUCAAUCCCAGAUGGGGGAUUGUCGGAUCUUCUUAGCUGCUUUUUCUUGAGCUCGCUUAUCGAUGACGUAAUCAAUCGUGAAGGUACGAAGGAGGACAUUAUUAACCCUCCUGUCUUGACAUGCGAAGGAUGUGACGAAGGUCUUGAAGCCGUCUCACGGUGUGUUGGCUGUGAUGCGAAUUAUUGCAAGACAUGUCUGGAUCAGCACUCGAAGCUAAAAGCUAUCAGACAUCAUCAAAUCAUUGAUGCUGUCGGUUCGUCAAAUGAGCGACCCAAAGCCAAGGACAAAACUGAAACACCAAAGUGCCGGAAACACACUGACCAGGAACUGUGUUUCUACUGCGACACUUGUGAAUAACUUGUGUGUCCUAAAU
Asterias rubens (European starfish) is the source of this 796-nucleotide messenger RNA. Its product is annotated as E3 ubiquitin-protein ligase TRIM56-like. The coding region runs from base 220 to 780 and encodes 186 amino acids. Gene Ontology annotation, biological process: positive regulation of DNA-templated transcription. The transcript is spliced from 2 exons. Gene Ontology annotation, cellular component: nucleoplasm; chromatin. The record is from RefSeq and is a predicted model, not a curated record. Gene Ontology annotation, molecular function: ubiquitin-protein transferase activity; metal ion binding. NCBI's taxonomy places the organism in Eukaryota, Metazoa, Echinodermata, Asteroidea, Forcipulatida, Asteriidae.